AGGUGCCUAUGUGUACAUGGACAGGGUCAGCUCCUAAUAUCCACAGAGAACAGAGAUGGUAGGAGCACAAAUAGAAGGACUGUGGGAACACAAGAACGACUGGAAACUGGAUCUCACUCAUCAACAUAUGUAGUUAAUCAAGCAGAAAUUUUUAGAAACUUUUGAAGAAAAAAUUCAUCCUGUGGGCAGCAUGGCGAUAGCAGCUCUAGAGUUGAUGGGUUUCUUUUUUGGCCUCUUUGGCAUGCUCGGAACCCUGGUAGCCACUCUUCUGCCAUAUUGGGCAACAUCGGCACACAUUGGCCCCAACAUCGUGACAGCGGUAGUCAACAUGAAAGGUUUAUGGAUGGAGUGUGUGUACCAGAGCACCGGAGCCUUCCAGUGUGAGACCUACAACACGCUUUUGGGGCUCACCACUGAUCUACAAGCAGCCAGAGCUAUGAUGGUCAUCUCCUCCAUCUUUUCCGUCAUGGCCAUCGCGGUGUCCACCGUCGGCAUGCAGUGCACCGUCUGCAUGGAUGGCUCUUCGUUCAAAAGCAAAAUGGCUGGGGUAGGCGGUUCCCUCUUUCUCCUGGCAGGGCUCUUGUCGUUGAUCCCCGUGUCUUGGAAGACCCAUGAGCUGGUGCAGACCUUCUACAUGCAGAACCUGCCAGCCAGUCUAAAGUUUGAGAUAGGUGACUGCCUAUAUGUGGGCUUGGCUUCUUCGCUCUUGUCCAUGCUAGGUGGAGGGCUGUUGAGUGCAUCCUACUGUGACGAUUUCGAGGGUAGCAGGGGAACCAGGCGCCAUUACCCCUACCCUGACCGCAGCGGACCACGUGGAACAUCCAAUUUGAUGCCCUACCAUCCAGCCACGCUACAUUCAAACACAAACCCCAACCUUGCCAACAAGAAUCAGACCCUUAACAGCCAUGCAAGCACCGACACCCACUCCACUACACCAGCUAUGGAUUCCAGGAAAUCAGCUCGGCAGAACACAGCAGCUGGGUAUGACGUUACAGGCUACGUUUGAGGAUUUGUACUAGUUGUUUUGCACCAUUUUUCUUAAAAGCACUGAAGUGUUUAAUACGUGGACUGUCGAAAGACUCUUAUAGCAGGUGGGAUGUUGGAUUAAGGCGCAAGAAGAAUAGACAAAGGGUUUGAUUGAAUAGAAGGUACUUUUGGUUUCUCUUUUCUUAACAGACAUUCCUGUUCUUUUUUUGAAAGUUCAAAAAUUCUAAAUAAACAGUAAGAUGGAUUUCAAUACGGAUCAACAGAAUCAUAUGUAAAUAUGCAGAGCUAAAAUUUGAUAUAGACUUUUUAGCUGCCCUCUCAUUAAGCACUGGGUCAGUUAACCUUGUUAAGUGCACUUAAAAAUAUGAACUGUUUUUGUAUUCACAUUUUGCAAUGUUAUUGUUUUUUUUUAUUAAUAUUGUUUUAAAUUGUUUAUGACUGUAAUCUUUAUUUUGUCAUCAAAUUUAUAUGCACUCAGUUUGAGCAUGAAAUUAUCAUAUUCACUUUCUAAAUAAAGAUUUGGGUUGUUUUA
Labeo rohita (rohu) is the source of this 1519-nucleotide messenger RNA. It is a transcript of the gene cldn2, whose product is annotated as claudin 2. The record is from RefSeq and is a predicted model, not a curated record. Gene Ontology annotation, biological process: cell adhesion; bicellular tight junction assembly. NCBI's taxonomy places the organism in Eukaryota, Metazoa, Chordata, Actinopteri, Cypriniformes, Cyprinidae. Gene Ontology annotation, molecular function: structural molecule activity. Gene Ontology annotation, cellular component: plasma membrane; bicellular tight junction. The transcript has 2 exons. The coding region runs from base 191 to 1006 and encodes 271 amino acids.